Molecule: messenger RNA, 1677 nt
Organism: Vanderwaltozyma polyspora DSM 70294
Lineage: Eukaryota; Fungi; Ascomycota; Saccharomycetes; Saccharomycetales; Saccharomycetaceae
Gene: GAS1
Product: 1,3-beta-glucanosyltransferase GAS1
Exons: 1
Coding region: 1-1677 (558 amino acids)
Biological process (GO): fungal-type cell wall (1->3)-beta-D-glucan biosynthetic process
Cellular component (GO): fungal-type cell wall; cytoplasm
Molecular function (GO): 1,3-beta-glucanosyltransferase activity
Source: RefSeq, a predicted model, not a curated record
AUGCUAUUUAAUAAAGUUACUUCGUUCGCUUUAGCCUCUUUAUUAGCAGGUUACGCUACAGCUGCUGACUUGCCAGCUAUUGAAGUUGUUGGUAACAAAUUUUUCUAUUCCAACAAUGGUUCUCAAUUUUACAUGAAAGGUAUCGCUUACCAAGCUGACACUGCCAAUGUCACCAGUGGUUCCUCCAUCAAUGACCCAUUGGCUGAUUUCGCAUCCUGUUCAAGAGAUAUCCCAUACUUGCAACAAUUAAGUACAAAUGUCAUCCGUGUUUACGCUGUUAACACUACUAUGGACCACUCCCAAUGUAUGGAUGCUUUGGUCGAUGCAGGUAUUUAUGUUAUUGCUGAUUUGUCUGAACCAGAUGCCUCCAUUAACAGAGACAGCCCAGAAUGGACCGUCGAAUUGUUUGAUCGUUACAAGUCCGUUGUUGACAUGUUUGCUAACUACACCAAUGUCUUAGGUUUUUUUGCUGGUAAUGAAGUCACCAACAACAGUACUAACACACCAGCUUCUGCUUUUGUCAAAGCUGCUGUUAGAGAUACUAAAGCCUACAUCAAGGAAAAGAACUACAGAUCUAUUCCAGUUGGUUACUCCUCCAAUGAUGACGCUGAUACUAGAGUUGCAAUUGCUGACUACUUUGCUUGUGGUGACAGUGAUGAAAGAGCUGAUUUCUAUGGUAUCAACAUGUACGAAUGGUGUGGUAAUCAAAACUUCCAAAGUUCUGGUUAUGCUGACAGAACCAAGGAUUUCCAAAACUUGACUGUUCCUAUUUUCUUCUCUGAAUACGGUUGUAACUUAGUUCAACCAAGACAAUUUACUGAAGUUCAAGCAUUGUACGGUGCUAACAUGACUGAUGUUUGGUCUGGUGGUAUUGUUUACAUGUACUUCGAAGAAACUAACAAUUAUGGUUUAGUCUCUAUCGUCAAUGAUAAAGUCUCUACUUUAGCUGAUUUCAACAACUACUCUAAACAAAUUCACAGUAUUUCCCCAUCUUCUGCUAACACUGCUUCUUACACUCCAACUUCUACUUCAAUGGCUUGCCCAGCUACCGGCAGAUACUGGAAAGCUGCUACUGCCUUACCUCCAACUCCAAACAGUGGCUUAUGUUCCUGUAUGGAUGCUGCUAACUCAUGUGUUGUUGCCGAUGACGUCGAUUCUAAAGAUUACCAAGAGUUAUUCAACUAUAUCUGUGGUGAAAUCAGCUGUGAUGGUAUUUCUUCUAACGGUACCACUGGUAAAUACGGUGCUUACUCUUUCUGUAGUGACAAAGAAAAGUUGAACUUUGUUUUGAACUUGUACUACCAAAAUAAUGGUGCUGUUUCUUCUGCUUGUGCAUUCAGCGGUUCUGCUUCUGUUAAAUCUGCUACUACUUUAUCUGUUUGUUCAUCUGCUUUGGAAGCUGUUGGUUCCGUUGGUACUAACAUCUACACUAGUGACAUUUCUAUGGCUUCUGGUUCUUCCACUUCAUCAUCUUCUUCUGCCAAGAACAGCUCCAAAUCUAGUUCUCGUUCCAACUCAUCUGGUUCUAGUUCUUCAAGUUCUAGCUCUUCUGCUACUUCUACCAAGUCUAGUAAGAAUGCCGCUGGCUCUUCAUUCAAAGUUAACAUGGCUCAAGUUAUGUUAUCUUCCUUUGCUACCUUUGCUGUAGCUGCUGGUUUAGGUUUCGCCCUAGCCUAG